This is a messenger RNA of Contarinia nasturtii (swede midge), 933 nucleotides long. RefSeq lists its product as uncharacterized. The record is from RefSeq and is a predicted model, not a curated record. Gene Ontology annotation, molecular function: transmembrane monodehydroascorbate reductase activity. Lineage: Eukaryota; Metazoa; Arthropoda; Insecta; Diptera; Cecidomyiidae. The transcript is spliced from 3 exons. Bases 68 to 766 code for a protein of 232 amino acids.
CUGUUGAUGUGGUUUAUUAUCAUCAAAGUUGUUCAGUUGAUCGGUUUGUUUUUAUAGGCAGAAAAAAAUGGAAAAGAAUGUGCCUGAGCGAAAUAUUUCAUCAAGAAAGGUGUUUGAACUGGUUUUUAAUAUAUUGAAUCAUAUUAGCAUAGUGACUGUUGCGAUCCAUGCAACAUACUACUGUUAUCUCAUGUAUAUGUCAGGCAAAUUGAGGACACAAUAUCAUAUGCAUGUAUGGUUCUGCACGAUUGGUUAUCAAUUGUUAAUGGCUGAAUCGAUUUUGACACUAUAUUCAAACAAUUAUUGGUCAUUAAUCUUUACACCGAAAACAAAACGAAAUGUUCAUUGGAUUCUUCAAGUGGUUGGUUCUGCCAUGGCUAUUUUCGGCUCAGUUAUUUUUUAUUUGGUCCGGAAGUUUCAUUUUAUGCGUCUUCAUUCAAUUCUUGGCCUGAUCUCAUUGAUAUUGGUUGUAAUCUCCGGUUUUAAUGGAAUUUCAGCACUUUGGUCAUAUGAAAUUUUCAAAAAAUAUCGCAUACGACCUGUUAUUUUGAAGAUUUUUCACAAUUUCAUUGGCAUUUCCGCUUUUGUUGUGGGAAUGGCAAGUCUUUACUAUGGACACGACUACCAGUAUUUCGGCAGAUUGGAUGGAACAGAUAUUGACUUCUCCCCUUGGCUGCAAGCGAUAGUAAUUCUUACAACAACACUAUCUCUGACUGGAGCCGUCAUUGCGUUUUACGGCCAAUUCAAAUCUAUUACCGGCUUAUAAAAUAUUUUAUCCGUAAAAAUAUUAAAUUUGGCAGAUAAAAAAUGUUCAACUCUUUUGUAUCAAAGAUCGACUUGGAUCUUAUCUCAAUUUUUAAAAACAAUAACCAAAUUGUAAAUUAUCUGCCUUUGAUCGUGACACAAUGUAAUAAAGGACUUUUUAUUCAUUAA